Diplodia corticola is the source of this 1248-nucleotide messenger RNA. RefSeq lists its product as uncharacterized. Lineage: Eukaryota; Fungi; Ascomycota; Dothideomycetes; Botryosphaeriales; Botryosphaeriaceae. The coding region runs from base 1 to 1248 and encodes 415 amino acids. The record is from RefSeq and is a predicted model, not a curated record. The transcript has a single exon.
AUGCGCUCCUUCCAAACCGCAACCCGCGCCGGCCACGCCGCCACCGUGCGCCGCCAGGCUCUCCGAGUCCGAGCUCCCCGCCAUGCACGUUGCCAAUCUACCUCGUCGCCCACCGGCCCAAACAGCACCGGCAGCGCCGGUAGCACCGGUAGCACCGGCAGUGGCGGCGGUGGAUCAGGCGCCCUCACCGGCGCCGCCGCCGGCGCCGCCUCCGCCCUGGCCGUCGGCUACACGUGGUACCACUUCUCGGGCGCAAAGUCGGCGGUGCAGACGGCGAACCAGACGCGCAGCUACCUGCAGUCGGGCGUGGACAAGGUCAAGUCGAACACGCCGGAGCCCAACGAGGCGAUCAAGUACCUGCGCGACGCCGCGUCGUCGUACGCCGCCUUCGUGCCCGGCGCCAAGGGCUACGUCGACGGCGCCUUCGAGCAGCUGGACCGCGUGCGCGAGAAGCACGGCGACGAGGUGGACCGGCUGGUGCGCGACGCGUGGAGCGAGCUGCAGGACGUGGCGCACAAGGGCAGCGUGAGCGUCGAGAGCGCCACCAAGGCGUGGGCGGUGCUGCAGAAGUACCUCACGCGCGUCGGCAAGCUCGCGGGCGAGGCGGCCGAGGACAUCGUCGAGCAGAACCCGAAGCUGAAGGAGAAGCUCGGCGGCAGCUUCGACCAGCUCAACGGCCUGGCCGACAAGUACGGCCCCGCGGCGAAGAAGCAGGUCGACGAGACGUGGGACCAGAUCCGCGACCUCGUGAGCGGCGGCGUCGGCGGCGACACGCCGGACAAGAUCAAGAAGCUCAUCGAGGACACGAAGAAGCGGCUGAGCAAGGCGGGCGACGAGGCGUGGACCAAGGGGCUGGAGCAGGCGAAGCCGUAUCUCGACAAGAACCCCAAGGCGAAGGAGCUGCUGGAGAACAACGCCGAGGCGCUGAAGCAGGGCGACGUGAGCGAGCUGUGGGAGACGGUCAAGAACAACAGUGACGUGGAGAAGCUCGAGGAGCAGGUUCAGCGGCAGGUGGACAAGGUCAAGACCAAGGGCAUGGGUGGCUUGGAGCAGUACGUCAACAUGGUGCCGGGCGGCAGUCAGAUGCUGCCCAAGCUGCAGCUGUUGCAGGAGGUGGGCCAGAAGCGCGGCAAGGAGGCCGAGCAGCUGCUCAAGGAGACGGGCGACGAGAUCAUGCAGGUGUUGAACAAGAAGUCGGAGAAGGCGAAGCAGCUGCUCGACGACGCGAAGAAGUCGUCGUCGCGGUGA